AUGAACAUUGCUUGCAAAGCACAUUUGAUUGUAAUAAGCUGUUCCUAUAUAUAUGGCAUUUUAACCACUGGUGACCUUUUUUUCUGGGACCAGAAGUCAGGGUCUCUGUUUCAAGCACAAGGAAUUCCUCCUCUUGUUAUGCACACACCUUGCUCAGCAGACAAAGAUUCAGAUGGUCCUCUUCAAGUUGUAUUAGAUUUUUUUAAACUACCGAGACCACAGAACCUUAGUAGUGAUGAAACUACAGACAAUGCUCAGUCUGCUCCCACUUGUUCCAUCCCACCUCACCAAAAACCAUAUAUUUUUGCCUCAUCAGACUGUUCAAAAGUUGUUGUAGUGUUGGGUGCUAGUCAGGUAUAUCUGUGGGAGAGAGAUUCUGCUUAUCCUUUUAGCAAGAAAAACUCUAGCCUCAUUUGUGGCCAUUGGACAGUUGCUGAAUGUGGCAGUGACAUCCCAUUGCCCAAUUUGCAGUCAAGAGAAUCUCAAAUUACUUCAUGCUUCUUGGCUGAAGGUUCCCGAGAAGAAAAGUGCCACACAACCUUCAGUUUUAUUGAUGAUACUGUCCUCAUCAUUACAACAUUAACCCUGAAAUGGGAAGGCUUAGGUUGUAUGGUGCCACAAGAUCGAGUAGUAUCAGCUUAUUGGAGCUACAUAUCAGUGUCCCAUCUGGCUCUUGGAUUGAAAAGCUCACAAGUACUGCAGGAAAAAGGAACCUUAAUUUCUCAAUAUGCUCAUGGGCAAAGUCUCAUCUGCAUUGCUCUGAAUUCUCUGCAGCAACAUUCUAAACUGACUUACCUACAUCCUAUGUGUAACACUGCAGUUGUAACAUGCAUUUGUGAUGCUGCUGCUGCUUCUCAACAUGAUCUUCCUAAUUCAAAUGGUGAUAAUUCACACUGGGUUAGUAGUAUGUGCUGGUCUCAAGAUAACACUUAUGUAAUAGGAUGUCUGAGAUCUGGAGCAGUAUUCGUGGCUACGAGAAUGGGGCCACUUCUGAAGAUCUCUUGCUCAGGGGACAGUCUCCAGUUCCGGCCAGCAGUGAUACUACCACUGCAUCCUUACUUACAUGCUCUUCAAAAAGACAGCUGUGAAGAGGUGACUGUAUGUAUGGAAAGUGGCUCAGCUUCAACACCAGAGUUCUGUGUGUCAUGUCACCCAGUAAAGGAUCAAUUCCUUUUGUCUUCUGGUCUUCGAGUCUCGGUGUUGGUAUUUCCUGAAAACGGUAGGAGGGAUGGAGAUAUUGUAGAUCAACUGUUGUCAACUGCUCAUCAUUCUCUGUAUCUUCUACGUCACUCUUCUCUGACCCAUGACUAUGCCUACAUUCGUUGUAGCACCUGGAGAUUAGCUCUGUCUGUACAAGAUCUCUCUCGUAAUGUCAACGAAUCGUUGGACCCAGAUAGACCUAAGAUCAAGGUGUGGGAUACGGACAGCCCAAGUCACGAGGAGUGCAAGACUCGACUGGAUGUUGCUAGUGAAGGCGAGCAGUUGAUUGAGCAGGCUAUGAAGCCUCUCCUGGCAGCCUGGGCUGUGAUUACCUCUCAUACUGGACCUCAAACCCAUGAUUGGAGAAGAAGAGCAAAGCAUGUGGCUCAGCAGUUGGUGAAGCUUGUCAACACAAUAAUGCAAACCACUUUGCAUGACGAUUACUCUCAUCAUCAGGCUCAGUUGUUACAAAUGUUGCAUAUUUUUCAUCACUUUGUUAGGGUAUUAGCAGUGUGGCCCACGUCAUUGCAUAUGGUUCGACCCACCUUAUGGCUCACACACCAAAUACUUCAUAUAUUUCUCAGUUGUGAGAGACAUGCUGGUGAGAGCAGCAUGAUCAACACACUUCUCAUAUUGACACAGACUCUCACCUCAGUGGAAAAUACACUGACUCAGGUAUAUACCUUUAAACCUAUAGUCAAAUUUCCCAGUCACCUGGAAUAUAGUAAUGUUGAUACUGCUGCUGGUGUAGAAGUGACCAAUAUUACUGCAAUCUCUUGGACUGCAGCUGCAGGCAAUCCACUUGCAAGUGACUCUGCAAUUUGUACAAGAAUGAAAAAUCUCUGGAUUUGUUUACAUAUAAAUUCCAUGAAGGUAUACAGCCAACUUGGAAAAAAGAAAAUGGAAAAAAUGUGCUAUCUGAAAUUAGUCUCAGUGAUGAACAUAAUACAGAGCAGAUUACAAAAUUUUGGACACAGCUUCUGUCAGAAAAAAGUUAAACUCCAAAUAUUCAAUCAGCUCCUCCUAAAUGGGAUGCAUCUUGGUGCUGUAAAUAACUUGAAAUCUGAAAUUAUUAAGAACUUAAGUAACAAGUGUAGUAGAAAAACAUUAUGUCGGUAUUUUCAUUCUAUUCUUUACACAUAUUUACUAAGAAGAGAUUUCGUGGGUGUCUCCGACUUUUUGCAUUGGUUAUGCAAGUUACUCAAUUCAUAUUUAUGUACUAAAAAACUGUCUGGUCUAUCUAAUAGCAAUAUGUCUUCAACUCUUAAACCAAAGAAAUGUGAAGCCAAAGUUUCACUCCCAGAACUGGAUCUGUCACCAGUCAAUGAAGAGAGAACCCAGACCACUAGUCAGAACACAGUGAAAGCAGCUGUAGCUCACCAGCUGUCUAAGGAAGCUUCACAAGAGUGUCAAACAUCCUCUUCUAUAAGAAAAUACAGUGAAAUAAGUGCAAAAACUAGUGAGAUGGAUGGAGAAUUUCAGCCGUCUUGCAAUCUAAUUUAUGCUGCUCGUCAAGUAAUUGGCAGUUUAGGUCGUAUCAUGACAGGAGUGAUACUGCAGCACGAUAUUCACAUCCCUUCACCUCACCAUCCUGAUAUUAUACCUUCUGUUUGGCUGGAUUAUCCAAAAUUGAAAGAUAGUGGUGGGGAUGCAGCCACCUCGUGCUCCAUCAUGAAGGACGAUAUUCAUAAAGCUUAUAUUUCCACGGAGACAGCAGGAAAAGCACUGGCAAUAGCUGGCUACUGGAGUGAUCUCACUGCUCUUUCUUUUGAAUUGGCAGAUACAAGAACAGCUCUAUUUGCCAGUCUUAUUUCAAUCACAAUUGAAAAAAAUGGAAUCCCAGCAUCAAGCAGCUUGCACCCAUCAAACCUGAUUAUAAAGUAUAUGCUCAACUAUGGACCAAUGGAACAACUGAAGUCAUCAGUAUUCCACAGUUACCAAGAACUUUUGCAAGUGGCUUCUAUGGCAUGUCUAGAGGUCAUACCAACCAUUCUGGAAGAAUGUCUUCAAAAAGUACAGAAAGUCAUGGAGAAUCUUGAGUUGUUUGUACCAUCUUAUGUGUAUUUACCUGCUCCACCUGUUUUCUGUCCUCAGGUAUCCUCUGAUAGCAUCAACACACUUAAGUCAUCAGGUGUUACUGUCAGAUUUGAUGAGAGGACGUUAAGGAAGGAACUAGCUGGCUGGAUUAGACUGUUUUGCUCCAUCAUCAGUGCAGCAGGAAUAGCUCAACCUUUACUCCAUAAUUAUCAGCAUGGCUCAAUAAAGGCAUCAGAAAUGUAUAGAGAAGAGUUAGAUAUCUUGGCUGAAGUGUUGGGAAAUACUCCAGAAGAUAUGUUUCCACAGGGCCCAGAGUGGUCAAGAAUCACUCAACUAUGGCAUAAAUUUUUAAGGCAGCUUUGGAUUCUUCAUGGUCGAGACAAGUUGUCUUUAUGUGUACGAAAAUUCACUGCAAGUGCUUCAUCUUUAUAUAAGAUUAAACCCAACCAAGAAGCAUAUACAAUAGAUAUACUGUCGUGGGUUCAAGUACUGUACAAGGUUGUUGAGUUUGAUUCUUGGAGAGAUGAAUUAAUUUCUACAGCAUUAACAGCUGCAAGUAACAGUCCACCACUUCCUGUAAUUGCUCAAGCAUUGGCCCAGAUUAUUCAGAAUCCAUCCCAACUACCUUCAUUGUUUAAGGAAAAAGCUAACAGGCUUUAUGACAUUUGGAAGACCACAAAUGUGGUGGUAACUGAAAGUAUUCAUUCAAGGGAACACAACCUCUGAAGGCAGGAAUCAGUGACUGAAACAUUUACUCAUUUGUACAGUAUCUAUGAUAAAGAAUGUGUGAAAGCAAUGGAAAAGUGUGAUGUCAGUAACAGAACUGAGAGAGAUGCAUUAGAGGAUAACACACUUCAUUUUAGUGACAAUGUCAUAGAUAUGUCCUCCACUCAGACCACACCUGAAACUAUUAUAGAAGAAUAUAGGAAAUUUAUGUUUCUUUUUGCCAGUAUGACCUUUGCUCGGGAUGCAGAAAUGUUCCCAGAGCACAUUACACAAGUGCCUCGACUUGCUCAGUUUAGCGAUACAGUCAAGAAGAAGGUGUUUCUAGGAAUGAGGAUGAAAAGUCAGAUAUUUGAGAAUAAGAAUGAAGAUUGUACAGAACAUCUUGAACAAAAUAUUUUGGAUAAUGAAAAUUGUAGCGAUACAUUAAGCACAAGCACAAAUGAAAAAAGAGGAUUCUUUCAGAAUUUAGAUUAUUCCAAUAUUUGGCAAGGAGAUGUGAAUACUGUCUCUUAUUUACACAGCAAAAUGUGUAUGAAUAAUCUGAGAAGUAUUCAGAGAAAAGGUAACUCCUCUUUUCUCCAAAAGAAACAUUCAGAAAGUCAAAUUAUUUCAAGCCAUCAUGUAACAAGAGAUGUAUCUGAUCAAUCUUUCAAGCAGUCUUGCUCUAUACAAAACAACACUUCCAAAGCUUGGAAUUCUGGCGGCAGAAAAGGCAGAUCACAUUCUUUAGACAGAAGGCAACGCACAACUUCAACUUUUUCCCAGGCCAGAAGAAGUCGCUCGUCUAGUUUAACUAAAUAUCAGAAGCAAAAGAAUUUUGUGCACUUAAAUGUCAUUCCUACAUUCUCAUCCCAACAGGCAUGCACAAAUCAUAAUUCUCUGCUAAAUGAUGUUUUACAUCUUCCUAAUUCUCAAAAUUUAGGUGCAGAAUAUACACACCUGCAAGAAUUGAUAAAGUUAGUUUGUUGGUUGAUGAGCAGUGAAAGAAGAUUUUGUUUGUCAGUCUUGACAGUGGGUGCAAGUAAAAGCAGUAUUACAAAGAAAAUGGAUCUCAAUUUUGAUGAUAUUGUUUUAGCUCUUGGUUGGGAAAGUUUAUAUCUGUGUAAUUUAUGUAAAACGCUCAGAAAAAAUCUUAAGACAUGUCGGCAUGAGAAGAAACAAGAUACAGACUCAAAGGAUGCAGAAAUAUUAAAAAGGAACAAGAAAAGCAAGCAUAUCAAGAAGAAGCAAACAGUACAACAGGCCAUGUAUUCACCUUCUGAUAUCAGUGGUGCUGAAAAAGAAAAUGCAGGUCAAAGUGUCACUUCACAAAAUGGUGCAAAAGUUAAACAUUCCAGCAGUGGAGUGGAUAAGAGGCCAAGAAGGAAAGAUAUAUUCUCUAUAGCCUUUGGUUUAGAGAAACAGAAAAUAGAAAGGGAGUCACAAAAUGGUCUAAAUGUUUUAUCAGCAGUUGGGCUUAAAAGAGCUGAACAUGUACUGGAGGAAAAGGGGCAAAGCCCUAAUGACUUAAAUGCUACAGAUAAUAAUAUAGAAAAUGGCAAUUCUAGUUGCUUAUAUAGUAUUAGCUGUAUCUCAAAAGUGGAUCUAAAAAAUCCUGAUACAAGUCAAGGAAAUGUGAUGGACAAUUCAUUGAGCUCUCACAAUAACUCUUGUAUAAAGGAAGUUGUUCCAGCUGAUACUAUAGAGGAUGAACUAGAUGGGAAAGCUUUCAGCUCCAUAAAUAUUCAGAAAACUUGUGAUCUCAAUCAGUCCCUAUCCACAAAUGGCAAGACAGAAAGUCUUUCAGUUGAAGAAUCAUGUAAAGCAUUAGAAUCAAAGGCAAAAACUCCUGUUAACAAGGAGUGUUCCCACAGCACUCAGCAUUCUGCCAGUACUGGUGGAGAGAAUAUUGUGAUGGGAGCAUUAGAAAAACAGCACCCUGAUUGUGCAUUGAUUACAACUACAAAUAAUGUUCCCCCAAAAUAUCAAGAAAGUAAUACUUCAGAAGACUUGAAAGAAAUAAAAAUAUCUACUGAAGUCUUUCACAGUCAGUCAAAGGAAAAAUCUGAAAACCAGAGCAAAAAAGGUAUUGUGGAGAGAAAUAUAAAAAACAAAGUUAGGCAUAAAGUCAGAGGUAUCCAUGAGGAAACUGACCCUGAAGCUGUGGGUGAGAUCACUACCUCUGAGGGCAUUUGGAGACCAUUUACAGCCAAGGAAAAGUGCCUGCAUAAGCCACUGAAGGUCAUUGAAGUUGAAGAGGCAAGAAAGCAGGUUCUUCAGAGAAGUUUGCCAUCUCGACCCCAGAAAAAAAUUAGUCUUACUCCCAUUGAAACACCAUCAAUUGAAGCUAAUAAUGGUACAUUUCCCAAGUUACUCCACCUGCCAUAUGCAACAUGUGAGGAUAACAGGUUAAGCAUAAUGGAUCCGAGUUGCAAUGCUACUUCCCUCUCGAACCCUUCCAGUGUUCUACCUGUCGAAGAUACUCUGGAUGAUGUCACAUUACCCGACUCCUUGCAUGCCUCGGAUCUUGAAAACGAAUGUGAUAGCAUGACAAGUGAAAAUAUUAUUCAGGAAAAUAUCAUCCACAUACAUAAAUUUCAGUUCCCUAAAAGAGAGAUAUCAGACAAAACAAAAGGCAAAUUGAGUGCAAAACAGAAAGCAAAAGUUGUGGCUAAAUCACCGAAAACAGAACGAUGGGAUGAGAGAGUGCUGCAGUUAAAUCCAGUACCAAUUGAAGUUAAACCCAUUACAACUGAUCUUGAUCAUUACUCUGGCAAACAACAUUGUAAGGGUCAGUGUGAUGCCCAUACUUUUUCAAAAAUGGAUAAACAAAGAAACAGACAACUAAAGCUUUUAACAUUACCCAAGCAUUCUAUAAACAACAUUGAGGCUACGAAAGACUGUUCACCUUUGCUUUUAAAACAACUUCCAGCAGAAAAGAUACUGCAGAUUAACUCCAAGAAUAAUAAUGUAUCAUUUACUUUACCAGGCAAAGGUGGCUUAGACUAUUCAACAAACAUGCAAAAUUAUGGCCAGCAUAAAAAUCUGACAAUACCAUUACAACCAAAUGUUAUAAGUAGUAAAUAUAUGAAAUUAUUAACUCUUCCUGCCUCCUCAUAUUCCCAACCAAGUGAAAAAAUAAAUGCAAAUUUCCCCAAGUUUGUAGAUCCUAAACAAGUUUUCUCAUAUAUGGCAAAUGUGAUUACUAAUAAAGAGAAUAAAUUUAAAGCUCUUAAAUUAACUGAACCUAUUAUCAGUCAAAACUUUAGCGAUGUCCAGAGGCAAGAAAUUUGUACUGAAGAUCCAUCUGAAAACAAGGAAGAAAAAUUUAACAAAUCCAGUGCUCAGGAUGAGGGUCUUGAUACAGGUUUUCUUAAUAUAGUUAAAGAAUAUGCUGAGAAGUAUAAGACAAAUACUUGCAAAACUAUUAUGGCAAAAAAAGUUGAUACAACUGAUGGAAAUGUGGAAGCUAAAAAUCAGUAUAGAACUACACAAAGGAUAGAUAAGGCUUCCCAAAGUAAGUGUCUACACUAUCAAAGUAAUAGAGAAACACAGACUUUACCUCAGAUUUUCAAUGAUUUUCAAUUUUAUGAUGCUAAUAAAGAUGACAAGAACAUUCCCUGUGUUGAUAAAGAAGUCAUUGCCCAAGAUAAUGCCAUCUUUGAAAGGAAAAAGAGUGAAACUGAAGAAAAGUUUGAGUUAACCUCAUCACCUAUGAACUGUGGGUCACCCAAAGAGCAAUUUAAAGAUGAAUAUGUUGAAGCAAUCAUCAGUGUUAAGGAUUCGUGGACUGAAAUGAGCACUGUUGUGUUGGAUCAUAAUAUACCUCGGAAUGGCUGUGAAGUACAGACUCAGACUCACGUUGAAACGACAGAUGCAUCAGUGUCUACUCCAGUUACUGUGAGUUUUCAUCCACAACCACAGGAUGAUCUUUUUCACUUACCGACUCAGGAAAGUCUUCAAGUUCACCAAGUACCAUCUAAGGAUCAUUUAUCCUCUAAUUGCACAUUACUUCCUACAAGUCAUGUAACUCUUGACAUUAAUCCUUUGACUACAGCUCUUGACUCUUCCUAUGACUCAUACAAAGAGACAGGCACUCCUCAAGGUAUAGUUCACGUAGUUGAUAUUCCACAGGCGAUUGCCCAACGGCGACUCAAGGAGAUUGGAGAUGAACUCAACAAAACAAUACAUUGUUGUGAACUAGAUGUAAUACCUAGUCCAGCUGGUGCUAGGGAAGUAAGUGAAGUGUUAAGCAACUCUCUAGAAAAUAGUAAAGAUAAAAAAGUUAGAGAUAAAGUUGCCACUGAUAGAUUACAAACACUCCAUGAUUUGUUACUUAAUGAAUCUGCUUUGGAAAAAGACAAAUAUGAUGAGUUUUUCCAACAUUAUGAAACUCAGAAGAUGCAAACUAUUGUAUCAGUAGAUAAUAAAGAGAAUAUUCUUUUAACUGAAGGUCAGAUUGAACAUGAAAGACAUGAAAUACCAGAACAUGAAUUACCUGUUAUUACUACUGACAGUUCACCAAAACAACAAUAUCAAGGCAAUAAUAAAAUUACAAUGAAUGAGCUUGCUGAAGCAUUUUCUGAUGGAAGAAUAACACUUGAAAAUCUGUAUAAAAUGAGUUACUCCAUGCCAAUAGAAAAUGAAGAAAAAGUUUUGGUAGAGAGGGAUGCUAACCAAGAUGUUGAAGAUUUGGAGCAGCAAGCUUUAAAGGCUGCAGUGGGUCUUAAUGAAUCUAGAACUCUGCUUUCAAAGGUAAAUCUUCUGCUUCAGACCUCAGAAAAAUUGGAGAAAGAGAGACUAGAGUCACAAAGACUGGAGGCGUUAGAUAAAAACAUUACUCAUUCUUCAUCUAUAAUUAAAAAAAAUCAGGCCUAUGAUAUUACACAAAAUAUACCAUUUGAUAAUUUGGGAUGGCAAGAAAUGCUGUCCUCGUAUAAAAAAACUGGAAAUCCAGACAUGAUUUUGAGGUUUGUUGAGACAGUAAAUCUUGAAGACAUAACUGACGAAAUGAUUGAUGAGAUAAUGAAGUGGGAAGCUAUGCAUACGAACAAAGAUUCACCUCAUUGUACAUUGUAUUUUCAAGAUUCUCCCAACUCUUUAUUAGAAACACAUGAUAUUAAGACAGUGCUAACAGACAAUGAAAGUCCAGAAUUUAGUAUCCGUCAAAGUUUAUCAGAGAUAGAUUGCUUAGAUUCUCUAAGACAGAUCAAUAAAGGAAUUUCUAGAAUGUCACAAGUGCAGACAGUAAAUGAAGGGGCAGUAACAGAAAGAAGUCCAAGGGAAGGUGGAUGUAAAAUAGUGGACAACUUGAAUGAGACAGAAACGGUGACGGAUUCACCCAAAUUGCAUCUCGAUCUAACAGAACUCAGAUCUUGGUCAAGCAGCUCUCUUACUACGAUAUCCAAGCAUGGGUCAGCAAAUCACAGUACUUUUGCUUGUGACACUAAAGUUAAAAGGCAGCAGAGAAGAGCAGAAAUUCGUGCAUGGAUGAAGAAACAAAUGGAAAAACGUUUAGAACCUGUUCAAGCUAUAUCCCAAAACACCAUUGCCAAAACACACUUGAAAACUUCUAAGUAUCAAGGCAAGACUCUAAAGAAGAGUACGCACACCAUUAAAAUGGAAAACCAAGGACUCUGUGGUAAACAACUGCGAGAGAGAAGCAGAGAGAGAGAAGACCAGCGUGUACAACUACGUGAAGAUCACCAAAGAAAGAGAGAGCAGGAUGUGGCUAAACUUUUUGUUGAUCAUGAAGAAGAAUUAGCAACACACAGAGAUUUGAUGGUUAAGAAACUACUCUAUGAAUCUCCUCGCAUUUCUAGGAGAACAGAGAGAAAGAAAAAUACUCUCAGUAACACAGAUGAUGAAAGCCAAUCUAGUUUAAGGUUGAAGAGAACAUGUGCUAGUAUUAGAACUACUGUACAUUCACAACAAAGCAGUAAAUCUAGACUAAAGUCCAGUUCUAGACUUGCUGAACCAUUUGUUACCAAGCCUAAAUCAUCUGCAAUGUAUAGGAAUUAUACAUUGCCAGAAGAGAAGGCCUUAUUUAAAACUAAUGCAGGUCUAUGGAGAAAAGGGGAGCAGUCAUCAUCCGUGGUAGAUAAUUUAAGCUCCUCAAGUGCAUCUCUUGUUAGUUUUAAAGGUCCAACAGAUAGAAAUAGAACUCGUGUCUUAAAAGAACAAAACAUAGACAAUGUUAAUAGUGUUCAAACUGAACUGACAAACUUGAUAAUGUGUUUAAAACCUAGAGAAAUAGAUAAAACCUUGCCAUUUAAAGAAUCUGUCAAUAAACCAUUGUUAUCCUCAACAGUUUCAUUACAGAUGAAAAGUGGGGGCACUAAAGGAAGUUUAAAAAGUAUGACUGAAUGGAAACAACCUGUAAAUCCUGAAAAAGCAUCAAAUGAUAAAUUUAAAUUUAAAUCAAGUUUAGCAAGUUCCACUUAUCCAUUAUCAUUAGAUCGUAUCUCUGAGGUAGACUCAAAUACCCCAGCAGCUUCAUCACUGGACGUCUCAAACAGCAGACAAGAGGAAUCAUUAUCUGUACAACGUGAUGAAGGUUGCUCAAAACAUGAAGACAGUAGUUCAGAAUCAUCAUGGACCAUCCCCACUGAUGUAAAGAACUUAUUAUAUGGGUAAACUUUUUGAGUCACCCUGUUUUUGAAAUCUCAUGAGUAAGCAAGAAUAAAUAAAUGUUAUGAUGCUAAUUAUAUUUUUUUGUUUGAGUUGUGAUCGAAGGUUUGUCAUAUUUUUUGCCCUUACUAUUAGUCUCAUCUAAUAUUUAUUAAAUCAGUGUUUUUGUUGUACUUUAUCACAUGAUACAGCAUUACAAGAGCCUAGAAAAACUAUACAUAAUUACUGUAAGACAAUGAAUAUCAAACUAAAAGGUUAAUAAAUGUUUUAAAUCAUAAA
Molecule: messenger RNA, 10851 nt
Organism: Cherax quadricarinatus
Lineage: Eukaryota; Metazoa; Arthropoda; Malacostraca; Decapoda; Parastacidae
Source: RefSeq, a predicted model, not a curated record